UAAAUUUCAAAACGGGGAUUGCGUUUUGUGUGUUCGCUCGCUGUGAUGAUGAAUGUUGUCGUUGCGAACGGAAAGAUUAAGUAGAUUUUUGUUUUUUACUUGUAUUUGUUUAAAUUCAUUGUGGUAUCACGUUCGGAAAAAAAAAAUAUAUUUAAAUCGCGAUCAUCUGUCACGUCGUGGAUUUUGCGCGAGAAAUGCGAAAAUUCUGAGAGACCUCGAGACGUUUAGCGGAAACUCUGUUGUGCGUGACUUACAGGAUGGGUCAGGCUUUUUCGUGAAAAUGGCGUCAUCUUAAAUAGCAAAAAAUACUUAAACAACAAUUUAUAUUCGCAUUGAUGAGAAUAAGGAGGUCAAAAUAAGAACCUCCACUAUAAGAAAAUUCCCAUAAGACAAAAUACUGUGAAACGGACUUGUAUCAUCGGAAAGCUGAGAUUAUAUCUUUUGUGUGUGGUUUCAUUGUUGAUUUUUUCCUUUAAUUUUGAUUCUAAAAAAAAGUUGUGAAACGGACACCUUUCUGGAAAAGGACAGUUCUCACUGGAGGCAUUGGAAUAUCUAUGCAACGAUAGAGUUCUUUAAUGUUUACAAAUCACAAACAUGUUGUUAAAUGACAAUUCCUCGUAUAAUAAUAUUCUAACAUAUAAAAACAAGAAAAAAUUCAUUCAACAGAAAAUUAUCGGUAAUAAUAACAGGAAUAAUCAUACUAAACGCACUCUACAUAACAAUACGCCGGCAUCAAAGAGAAGCAAUCCAGAAACUAACACCAACUGGCCCCAAGUAUUCAGGAAUACGAGAGAUACCAGCAGCACUGUUGACCGGAUAACCAAUAAGACGGUCAUUUUAAAAGAAAAAUCCGAAAGACGAUACCGGACCGUCAGCAAGACCGAACCAGACUAUCGGAACCACUAAAGCGUUAAUCAAUCAAGUAUCAUCGAACUUUCCAAAAUUAUCAAGAAUCAAAUAGGAUUACGAAAGCAACGCUUAGAGUAGUCCUUCGUACUUUAUGUUUUCUGGAACCGCCUUUUUUAUAAUUCCAAAGCGUGGUUUAAAAUACUGAAAUUUCUCCGUUAAAAUAGAAUAAGGACGAACUUUAGUAUUAAGCAAAAGUGGAACAAAGUAUUUAAAUCAAUGAGUCACGACGAUGUUCUGUUUCUUCAUAUAAGAUCCAAUCGUUAAGGAUAAAUUCUGAAGUUUAUUUUUAAGUUUCAUCAAGCACAUAUUUUUGCCAUAAUUUUCACUUCCUGUUUGUAUGGUGGUGAUAAUUACUUAUCGAACGUCGCGAGUUCCUCGAUAACAAGAUCGACAUUCAAAUUGCAAGAAAAGAAAAGUUAGACAAACUUUCUGGUACGUGUCUAAUUAACACUACCUUCAACUAAGAAAUCCUAAACGGAAACCACGCAGUAUCGUGAUUGAAAAAGCAAAAAGAUGGUGUCACGGUACGUGCCAAGUUACCCUAUCGGUUUGAAUCCGGGCAAUCCGAGCGGUCAUCCGCCUCCACAAACUCAUGUUGGUACCGCGGGAACAGUACCAUUAGGUGUUGCUAUGGCUGCAACAGCAGCCGUUGCAGCUGCAGCAGCGUCGACGGUACCAUCGCAACAACAAUCACAACAGCAACAAGCGGCAGCAGCGGCGGCAGCAGUAGCAGCGGCGGCAGCAGCGUCACAAACAUUAAAAGGACCACAACAACAACCUCCACCAUCUAAUCCAAAUGAAUAUCAUGUACAGCAGUGCCUUGUUCAAGGUCCACCUCCAUCCAAUGGUCCUCCACAAGCACCUCCUCCACAUCAACAGCAUUAUCGACUUUUGCAUUCGACGAAUGGUUACGUAGCAACACCUACGGCAAGCUUCACAGCAGGGCCUCAGGCUGGUCCUCCUCACCAAGGACCGGUGAUCCGUGGAUUACAAUCGGCAGCACCACCGACGCCCCCGCAACAGCAAGAGUUAAACAAAAUGCAGCAGCCUCCUCCGCAGCAAAUGUAUGUUCAAACUGGUGGUGCGAACGGAACAGCGAAUGUAAGACAAAAUCAACAAAUGUUCCGUGGAGCGUCCACAACGGCAGCAAAUCGCUCGCCACGACAAAAUCUUACAAUGCAAUCAACAGCAAUGUACUUGCCCAAUGGACCUGUUGUUCUUCCUCCACACACAUCUUUUCAUCCGCCAUAUCCGUCGCGUCAGCAAGCCACAAGUUUUGUGCACUUUCAAAAUUCCCAAUUACCUGGAUUCUCGGGCUACCAAUAUUACAUUCAAAGCGCAAUGAUGCCUCCUGCUGGGACACAUCGCGGAGCUACCGUACCUAAUACGAUGGUAACUAAUGCAUCACCCGGCAUGCAGAAUCCUGUUGGUCAAGGGCAAAUAGUUCCACCCAGUGUCCUAACGGCUGCCAUCGGACAACAAAGUGGACAUAUACCUCCGGCUGGCCAAGCAGCAGAAAAGAAGAGGCGCCAGUACGCGUUAGCAAUCAUAGAUCCCGUUACAAAGAAGAAUGUUCUGGAAGAAAUGGAUCUCCAGAAAUCCCAAUGUGCAUCUAGCACGUCAAUACCCGAAAGCGAAUACCAGGAUCAAUCGCAUCAAAAUUCCGAAGUUGCAGACAUUGGGUCUGUAUGCUCACAGGAGCAAAUGUUAACAGGUGGUGGUGGUGGUAGUACAUUAACAAGUACGACACCACUGAAUAAUACAAGACAAAUGCCAAUCUAUAGAGCAGAUCUACUACAUAACAAGCCUAGUAUAACAGCCUGCCCGCAAAUCCCAUUAUCUCAGAGUGGAGUUGGUGGCGUACCCGUAGGACAAAUUACUGAUGGGGUAUUAUCUGAUAUUCAUCAGAAACAACAGUCCCAGCAUAUAAAACCUAAGAAAAGUAAAUCGGAUGAAGUAUUCACAAUUCAUCCUCCACCUCAAUCACCUGCAGACAAACCAAAUAGAGCCGAGGUGUCGUCUACUGAUCUCUGCGAGAAAGUGGAGCCAAUUCAUGACGAAGGAAUAUCUACAGAGGUUUUAUCCUCCCAAUUCGAUGAUAAGCCGUCAGAGAACGACCCUGCCUGCGUCCGCGAACGAGAGCCUGAUCAGGUCCCUGACUCAUCAUUAGGGUCUGGACAUCAAUCACUACCCCCGAUAUCAUUGCCUGUCGCUAGUCCCCCAUACGCAUCGUCAAAUAAAAUAGACUUACCCAACAAUAGCAGUAUUGCUCCCGUUGCAUCUACCACGAUACCGGGCUUUGCCCACUCAAGCAAACUAACAUCCAGUCUGUCGACAACAUCAGUAUCUUCACAUUCGUUAACACCGUCGGUGUCAGCGUCUUCAUUCACUCCGGUCAGUGCAGCAGCACAACCAUCUCAUACCUCAGCAGGUUCUAUCGGUACCAGUGCAUCAGUAAUACCGUCUGCUGCCCAGUCUGCCGCUGAACCCAUUGAUGAAAUCAUUAGUAGAGGAUCUGGUGGUGGAGAGGAUAGUGCUAGCGUCGUAACCGGUCCCACGGUCGCUUCGGCCGUAUCUGGAGUAAUCGCAAGUGUUCCUAAUUUGAAUAAGUCAACCGGCAGUGCCAGUUCAAAAACAAAAGACAAGAGCCUGAGUUCCAGUAGUAAGUCGGGUUCGACAAUUACAAGUGCAGGCAAAGAUAGCAAAAGUCAGGAACUUCCAUUGGCCACUGCACCCCUAUCCGGCAAAAUGACUCUGAACGAAAAGGAAGUAACUAAAUCCUCGUCUGCUCCAUCUCAUGGUAAGACUAUUCCCGCAUCAACUGCUUCUAAUGUCACCUCGGAGCGUAAGGACUCGCCUAAUGGAACAAGUGUCACCACUGUAGGCGGCAAAAAACCUCCGACCAACGAUAGGAAUGACAACAUUAUACACUUCCCCGGCCGGGAUCAACAAUCGUCCAAGCAGUCUUCAACCGGUUCAGACUUGUCUAGUGCUAACAACAACACCGUUAUUUAUCAAGAUGUGACUUCCAACGACGAACAGGAGUUAGACAGCAAAGAGACUAGCCUGAACAAUAACAUCGAGAGUAAGACUUCGACAGAGUCUAUUCAGUCCACCAUGACAGUCACCAGCCUGGAUCCGAGCGUUACCGAGUUCAAUGAGCCAGUCGACGUCCCUCGCGAACCGUCAUCCGAUUUCAACGACAACCGAGUGGCUGAAAUGGCUUCCGACGAACAAAGACAUCACCAGCCUGCCGACAGUUCAAGCGAAUCUGUCGACACUGACUCUACAAAAACCUUAGCAGCUAGUGGCGAGCAAGCCGAUGCGGUAUCGGUUAGCGCCGUCAAAUCGUCCUCGCAACAGCAGACUUUAAUUCAGUACAAGGAUGGUCAAUGGUCGCCUUAUAAUCCAGAUGGAACGAAAACAUACGAUAGGUCGCAGCUUUUAAUGUUGCGUGAGUCUCCUCAUUCGAAGGAUAAACCUAAAUUCGGUAGUCGCAGUGCUUCGAUCAUACGACAGACCACACACAACAAUAUACAGCAGCAGCACUCGCUGCUCCCUUCAUUCGCCUCUAACAAGCGACAACAGAUGGGCGGCGGAGGUAUACAGAUGGGUGGUAUGCGCAGCGGCGCUUCAGCCGGUGGCGGCGGCAAUGCUGGCUCCGCUGGAGGUCAAUUCAACAAACAAACAUCGAUGUCAAGCGUUUCAGGAAAAUCGAGUUCGAAGGGCUCUAAAUCGGGCAUGAUUCACGUAAGCUUAUCGUUGCGUGAAGACGUUAAACUCAACGAGACGGAGAAUGCCUGGCGACCAACACAUCUUCGUUAUGAGGAAAGUGUUCCAGCGGACGAGAGACAAAAAGAUCAGCUACUCCGUAAGGUGCGCGGUAUUCUUAACAAGUUGACUCCUGAAAAAUUCGAAAUACUCGUGGAACAAAUUAUGAGUUUACAAAUAGACACGGCUGAGAAGAUUAUCGGCGUCAUGGAGUUGGUUUUUGAGAAGGCUAUCGAUGAGCCCAACUUCUCUAUGUCCUAUGCUCGGCUUUGUCGUAAACUCAUCGAAAGUAAAUUGCAAUCAAUUCGCCAAGAUGCAAGUGUCUCAGAAGCUGAAGAAAAGGAAACAAACAUGGUCAUUUUCCGAUCAGCAUUGCUCGAUAAGACUCAACGUGAAUUCCAUGAUAACGUGUUGGCCCGUCAAGCCAAGGAGAAACAGCUACGUCCGAUCAUGGAGAAGAUCAAAGAAUGUGAAGAUCCUGAAAGGAAGCUCGAGUUGCAAUCCACGCUGGAAGAGCAGGAGCGAAGAAUUCGACGUCGAUCAGGUGGAACGGUUCGAUUCAUUGGAGAAUUGUUCAAGAUAUCUGUUCUAAACAUGAAAGUAACCGCCGAAUGUAUUGCAAAUUUGCUGGAUGCAAACUCUGAGGACAAGCUUGAAUGUCUAUGCAAACUCCUCACAACCGUCGGUAAACAAUUUGAAAAGAUGCCUAACAAUAAUUUGGAUAAAACCAUGAAGACUAUGAAGUCGAUUGUUGAUCGCAAAAAAAUCAGCAGUCGCGUUAGGUUCAUGUUGCAAGAUGUUAUUGAUUUGCGAAAGAAUAAGUGGGAAUCGAAACGCGCAGAAGGUCCCAAGACUAUGGAACAGAUACAGAAGGAGGCUGAAACCGAACAGAUGAAUAACCAAAUGCUCAAUUACAAUAUAAUGCCUAACAAGAAGGACGACCGUCGUUAUGGUGGAGGAAGCGGGGGUGGAAGCGGAGGUAGCGGAGGUGGUGGUGGCGGUGGAACCGGUGGUGGUGGCAUGUCGUCGAGCGGCGGAAGUGGUGGUAGUGGAAACUUCAAUAAGAACAGUAGCGACACGUGGUAUCUGAAAACGUCGAAGGGCAAUCGUGCCGUUGAUGCGAAUAAACUUGGGCACAUGAUAAGCUGUGGCAACGAAAACAUAACUAAAUUGGGCGCAAGUUCUCAAUUCCAGUGGAAUCCAGGAGCAGGUAUGAGUCAUUCAAGUGGUGGCAGCGGUGGUAGUGGCGGGAAAUCAUCCUUCUCCACGACCACAAACUCAUUUGCUGUGCUUUCCAAUUUGGAUUCAAACAAGGGUAGUAGUUCAGGACCACGUAACAAGGGUUCAUACAGCAAAAAUUCGAUGGAACGGGAUAGGCACGAUCGUCCACAAUCUCGAACCGGUUCCACGCAUGGGUCGCGUGAAAACUCCUCUUCGCGUGCAGGACGCGGUCCUAACACUGCACGAUCAGCUAGUCACUCAUUUAGUUCGUCACAAGCGUCAUCGCGUGGUGGUAAAUCAAUCACGGAAAUUGGACGAGGCGACAGGGGCACAUUGGAUAGGAAUCGUGAUCGCGAUCGCGAUCAUCGCAGUGAGCCUGAAACGCAAUACAAAGAUGAUCAGGAAACAACGAAUCGCUUAAUUAAGGAGCUAGUUACAAAAGCGUUAGAACAAUAUAUCGAUGAGUGCCCGGGGAUAAUGAGACGAUACCCCGAAAAGUCUCGAUGGCAAUUUUUCUAUCAUAUAUUUUGUGAUUAUUUGCAUUUAAGUGACACGAAGACAGCAGAUAGGAAAAUUUUGGCCCAAGUGUUUAUGCUAUUCUUCAAACAAAACCUCGUGACAUUGGAUCAUUUUAUACAAGGAUACUCAGAAUAUUCACAAAUUGCCAAUGAAAUAUUGAUUGAUGUGCCAGAGGCUUGGACAGGAAUAUUCCAAUUUCUAGUUCCACUUGUUUAUAAAAAUUUCAUACACCCGCGAUAUUUAUGGAACGACCAGAUGGCACCAUACUUAGGACCCAAAUUUAUUAAGGAUUUGAUCAUCUAUUGUACGAAAGAAGUUGGUCCGAAUUGGACGCGACAAUUUUGGCGUAACAGUGAAUUCAAAUGGACACAAUUCAUGCCAGCAAAAGAUGUGGAUCAGUUUGUUAAAGAGAAUAAAUUCGAAUUUCUUGAUAACAAGGAUCUAGUUACCCCAAUAUUUAGUCCAAUGGAUCUCAAUAAUGUCAUGGAACGCGUUAAAGAUUUGCUCAACGAUGGUGUUGGUAAAGAUGGCAUUAUGGAUUACCUGAAUGGCAACGAGGAUAACAUAGAUAAACAAUUUAUACGUGCUUUAACGACAACGGUGUGCAAUUUUGCAAUUAAAUACAUAAAUAAGAAUUAUAAAUUGGAUAGGAAAACGUUUAGUGAUGUUUGUAUACCACUUUUGCAUCGGUAUAUCGAUUCAAAAGAGGAACUCGAGUUGGAAUGCUUGUUUGCAAUACAAGUGCUAAUACUUCGGUUAGAACACCCUGGAGGUUUACUCAGCGAAUUGUUUAUGGAAAUGUACGACGCUGAUGUUAUAACGCAGGACUCGUUUGUUAAAUGGCGUGAAUCGAAGGAGGAACCACACGGAAAAGGUGUCGCUGUUAAAGGUUUGAACCAAUUCUUCCAGCAAAUACUAAGUGCAGAAACGAGCGAUGAGAACAAUUAGCACCAAUAUUAUCCCGUUUUCUUAUACAGGAACCAAAUUUUAUACUUUACGAAAAACCAUGAACACGAAGUCAUGCCAUUUUGGUCAAAAUGUAUGAUUUACAAUGUGCAAAUUACUUAUGCUACCCUGUAGAAAUUUGAAUGAAUGCUCUGAAGUGCAGAAGGGAACACAUAGUCUCAUAUGAAUUUUUCGAUAUGGUAUGAAUUGAUUGCCGACAUCUUAUUACAAUCAUGUUAUAUUUAUAUUAUAUAUUUGAAAUAUUAUGUUGAGUUGUAUGCUAAGUUGCAAUUUUGCUAAAUUAAUAAGGUCAUAAUGGAAUUAUAAUUAGAGUAAAACCGAAAUCUUUAUGCUAAUAUCCGAUCAGAGUAAAAAUUUUGCAUUUUUAUUACAGCCGCGACUUCCGCCGAAUGUGCGGUUGUCUGACGGCAUCGUUAGCCCAACAUAUCUAGUUGUACAUUUGAAAGCGAUUGAAUUCUGAUGAUUACAGAAUGCCCUCCUCCAAUUAAUUAAAUUAAACUCGAUGUCCCUUAAGUAUCACUCCGGGAAAAGUUUCAUUUAUGCUGACAUGUGGGUUUAGCUCCUAAAUAGACUUAACGCAUAUUUUUAUGUUUCUUAGAAUGUUUUUUUUUUUCGUUUACAUGACUUACUUCCUCUGAUUUCUAGGAUACGUGCGCGAUGAUACCUCCACGUUGUCUUAAAACGCUUUGAUAAUUUUAUAUUAAUGCUGAUUGUUCAAUUCUUUCGAACGUUCGGUUCAGUUAUCCGUUUUCGUUCUCUCCGUUUCAUCAUGUCCAUUAAGACGGAAGGUUUUGAUGUUUUAGAGCGGCCGAAUCGCUGGUGGCGAUUCUCAACGUUUGAAAUAACAUCAGGGGUGAUUGCUCCCUCCCUUAGCUACUUGUUGCGUGCACAAUUUUGAAAUCAUUUGAUGAAACACCUAUAGCUGAUCGAUUUGCCCAGAAGGAGUUAAGUGCUGCAAUCUAAAACGAAGGUUUGUGGAAGCAAGAAAGUAAGACAUUUCAGAACUUCGCAUGCUCGAAUUGACAUGUUUUGCAAGGCCGCAUUCGUUUUGUGUGGCUCCCAUUAAUUUUCUUUAUAUACAUAUGUCGUAAAUUCCAUUUCGAAACGAGGCUGUGCAUCCUUAAUGAACGCGAACAGAAGCCAGGCUAGCCAAUCACCGCCAGUACGGUAAAUGUGUAGGCCUCUAACAUUCAUCCCAAUGUUUGCAACAAACCGCAUAAGCAUAGGCAAAUCGAUUUACCAUUUGCACAAUCAAAUGUAAAUAAAGUUAUAAUUGUAUGUAUUGAGUAAGAGCAAGCUUUACAGCUUAAAUUAACGAUUAGACCAGGUUCACUUCAAAUUCUCCAAUCCAGGUGAGCUUAGUGAAAUUGGCUCCAAUGACCUUCGGAAUAAUUUUCAUUUAAGGUAUCGUUUCAAAGGUAGUUGUUAGGAGCGUGAAUGCAAACUAAAUUAAUUUUGAAUUUAUUUUUUAAAAUUCGCCUAGAGGAGUUUUAUACUGUUCAUAUAUAUUUUUUAACAAGAAAAAUAAUGUAAUAAUGUAUAUACACGUUGCGUAGCGUUUAAGCUAGUUAUUGAGUUCACAAUUUACUUUCUAAAAAAUGUUAAAACGGAGUUGCUAAUACUGGAGGCAACUUUGUCAGUGGUUAUAUACAGCAAAAAAGUGCGAUAUUAUCCGAUAUUAUAUUUUCUUUUGUGAAUGUAAAUAAGAAAGAUGUAAUUUUAAAGGAGCAAAAUAUAUACAUUGAUACGAUAUCAAUUAAGGGUACUUAUAAUCGUAUACAGCUAUACUUAAACCUAUAGUUUGUAAAUCAACUAGCCUAAGUUGAGUUUUAUUUAAUUUUUUUUUGUAAUCAAAGGAAGCUAUAUAUUUCGAUUUUGAUUAUAUCUAUAUGCAUCCUUAUAUAUAUAUAUACGUAUUUAUAAGACGUAGUUUUUAAGUAUUGAAAAAGAAUUCGGAUUUGCAAACUUUACUGAUAGAAAAGAAAAAAAGAUUGCGGGCAGUGAAUGUCGAACUGAUGAAAAACUGAAAUGAAAAUCUACAAAAAAAGAAACACUAAAAUAUUAAACAUGGACCCAUGCGUUAAUAACUAUAACAAAUCAUGUUUAUAAAGUAACACAAAAGUAAUGUAUGGAUAUUUAUAAAAAGAAAAACAAAAAGGAACUACCGGUCAUGUCAACAGAACUAAACAAAAACAAUAACUGCAGAAAGAUUAGUAGAUUGAGAUAUGUUUAAGCUUUUCAAUUGUGGAAAAAAAAAACGGAGACUACGAUUAAAAGCAAAUAAUGCGAAAUCGAAUUAUUUAAGAAGGAAAUAGAGGAAAAUAAGACUAUGUAAAUAAAGCACAGGAAAAAUUGGGGGUUUGUUAAUUA
Molecule: messenger RNA, 9756 nt
Organism: Hermetia illucens (black soldier fly)
Lineage: Eukaryota; Metazoa; Arthropoda; Insecta; Diptera; Stratiomyidae
Gene: eIF4G1
Product: eukaryotic translation initiation factor 4 gamma 3
Exons: 16
Coding region: 1423-7368 (1981 amino acids)
Cellular component (GO): eukaryotic translation initiation factor 4F complex
Molecular function (GO): mRNA binding; translation initiation factor activity; protein binding
Source: RefSeq, a predicted model, not a curated record